UAUGUUUAUAAAUGUCAAAAAUUGUUGUGUGAAAUAAUUCAUCAAAUGUUUUUUGUUAUGAAUAUUUUCAAAACUAUUUGUAACAAUGUCACUACACUCGCCAACCAUUUAUUAUUUUAAUGCGAUUUGUAUAGGAUUGUAGGCUAUGGUUUAAUGGAUUAUAUAAUUUCAUUUUUGAUAUUGAUAUUAUUUUAUGACUAAUUAUUUAGUACAUUUUACCGGUUUUCUUAAAUUAAUCAGUUAUUUAGUUACAUAUAGGGUUAUUAUUGUUAACUAUUAAUAUCUUCAUGUCUAUCGAUAUAACAUUACUAUAAAUAUUGCAAGUGUAUAUAAAUUGAAGAGUGAUAACAAUCAUUUAAAAAAAAUGGAUAGAGGUGGUAGAGGAAUGAGAAGAACUAGAGGUGGUCGCCCAUUCAUUAGAGGUUUUUAUCGUGGUAGAAGAGGAAUUAGACGUCCAAUGAGAAGCAGAUCUAGAAGAUCUAGUUCUAGAGAUAAGUAUGAAUCUUCUUCAUACAAUGACAAUGAUCGAAGUGAUUCACAUGAAGAAAGAUCAUGGGAAUCUCCUUUGGGCACCGAAAAAGAUACUAUAAAAAAAAAACAUGAUGGAGAAGAUGGUUCACCGAUACCUAGAAAUAAAUGGGAAAAGGAUGAUGAUACAAGUGAAAAAAAUGAAGAGAGAUAUAAAGAUAAAAAAGAUUAUUAUGAUUCAAAAUAUAGAAAUCCAACUGGUCAUUUAUAUAGAGGUCAUAGGCGACCAUACCAAAACAACUAUUGGGAUAGAAGUGAUCGUGGAAGACAUCAUUCACCACAAAGUCAGUAUCGUGUAAGACCAUAUCAUUCUCCUCCUAGACAUAGACGUUAUUCCCGUUCGCCUGAAAGACGUCGAUCACCAAGUAGAUAUCGUUCUCGUUCUCGUUCACGAACAUCUACUAGAUCAAGACGCUAUACUUCACCAAAACAAAAAUCACCCAAGAAAAGAUCUCCAUCACGGCAUCCUAGGUCUCCUAAUGAAUGCAAUCAAACCAUUGACAAAAAACAGACUGUUAAGAGUAAUUCUGAAGAUGAAAAUAAUUCUGAUGAUUUUGUAGAAAAAUUAAAAGCCUCUAAAGGUUCUAAGACACCUGGUCGGGUUGAUUAUGCUGAAAAAAGUGAUGAUGAUUAUUGGAUUGAAGCUGAUAAAAAUGAUAAAAAGGAUAUAAAGAAGUCAAAACGAUCCGAUUAUUCUUCUAAAGGUAUUAAAACUCCAGGUAGACCAGAAUAUUCAAACAAAGAUAAAGAUGAAUAUUGGGAAAAAUCUCCAACUUCUAAGACUUCAACCAAAAAUGUGUACUCAAAUAAUUGGGAUGAUUCUCCAAUCCGAGAAAAAUCUAUUCCUAAGAUACCAAAAACACCAGGCAGAAAAGAUUAUUUAACCUUUGAUAAUGAUGAAUAUUGGAUAAAUUCUCCAUUAAUUGAGCCUAAAAAAGAUAGAUUAUCUAAUGAUCUAUAUUCUAAGAAAACUAAUAAAGAGAUAUUGUAUGUUCAAGAAGUAAUUUCAUCUGAUUCUGAACCUGAAAAGAAAACUAAGAGAACUAGGUCAAUGUCUCUAACUAAUUCUGAUAAAAGUGAUACUCCACCAUUAAACCCAGAACAGUCUAAUAAAUUAGGAACCCGAUAUUCUCAGACUUCUUCAUCUUCUAGAGGAUCUAAUUCUAUUUUAAAAGAACCUCCUCCGCCUUCCAUUCAUGCUACACCCAGUAGUUUACCAGUUUAUAAUUCACAAUGGUCAGGAAUGCAAAAUUCUACAUAUCCUUCAACAUCAAAUUAUAUUCAACCUCAAACAUCUCAAUUUACAGCAUACCAACAACGACAACAAGUUCCAGUUCAAAGUUCUCAAUGGUAUCCACCAGGGUACCAACAAUAUGGAACACCAUUUCAACAAUUUCAACAAUAUGAUCAAAAAUCUGUUGGUUUUAAUCCAGCACAUUCUAAUCUUGAACCAGUAGAAGGUUAUCAAUCUACCAAUCAAGGGUUAUAUAAUAUAGAUUUGAAACAAGUUGUAGAUAUUACAAAACCCCCUCCAAAUAUUACUCAAAUUACCCCAGUACCAGAUACACAGCCUAAAAGUUCUCAGGAUAGUAUUCUUGAUAUGCAACGUGAAACAUAUACAACUAAGCUUUUUAGUUUAAAAAAAGAACUUGAAACAUUACAAAUACAAUAUGAUAAAUUUAAAUUAGAUAAUUCUGAUGGUUGUCAUAAUAAUGAAUUGAAAAAGAAUCGAAAAGCCCAGGAUGAUGUUAAUGGAAAAAUUAAAGGUGUAAAUAAUAUUCUUGAAGUACUAAACACUAUGAUACCAAAAGAUUCUUUAAAAGAAGUUAAAAAAGUGGAACCAAAAAAAUUAAUAACAGAAUCUGAGUCUAUAAAAACUACAAAAGAAACGUUGCAACAAGAUGUAGUUUCUGUUAUAAAUAAACGUCAUAAAAGUACUUCAUCUUCAUCUUCAGAAGAGUUAAAAAAAAAAAACAAACCUUUAAAAUCAAAAAAAUUCUCUAAAGUGCAAUCUACAGAUGAAGAAAAAACUGAUUCUAAAAAAUCAUAUAACAUUAAAGAGUUAAAUGAUACUAACAAAAAAAAAAAUCGCAUUGAUAAAUUACCUAAAUUUAACUAUGUAUAUUGCGAUUCCUGCAUUCAUUGGUGUCAACCUUGUAAUAUUUUUCCUAAAACAGCAAAAGAAUAUUUAACUCAUUUGCAUAGUGAAUCACAUAAAACAACACUUGAGGAAUUAAAUGUUGUUGAAUUACCCUGGCAUGAUUCUCAAACAGAACCGAUACAACCUGAAAAAAAUCCUGAACUACCAACCAAACGUGUACCCAUCAAAGGUUUGGAGUUUUUUAUUGGAACUAGUGCUUGGUAUUGCAAGCUUUGUGAUACUUGGAUUGGAGAUCUUCAUUGUGCAUCAGCACAUUUUAAAUCUAAACGCCAUAAUGAUUUAUAUGCAGAACUAAUUACAAAGAAACCUAAUUGGGAAAUUGAAUGGCUUACAAAAAGAACUCGUGCUUUUGAGAAAUCUCUAUCACAGACCUGUGCAACUAAACAUGAAACAAUAAAAGAAGAACAUCCACAAUUAAAUACUACUGAAUCUAAAGUUGGAAAAUCUUUUUUUGAGAAAGAUGUAAAAAAAGAUAGAGAAAAAGAAAAAUAUCGGGAUCGUGAUAAGUUCAAAAAAGAAUUUGAGAGAAGCCGAAAAAACACUGAUUUAAAGAAUCAAUUAAGUCCUGAUAAAGAAAGUAAUGAUACAAAUAAUGUAUCACUAUCAGAUUGGAUGAAACCAGUUGAUUUACCAGUAGAAAAAAGUAUGAUAACUUUAAAGGAAACUGUACAAAAAUCUAAGGACAAAUUGCAUAAAAAUAAAACUGAUGAAAUCGAUGAAUAUAAAUCUUCAUCAGAUGUUCGUCAUAUGAAAAAACAAAGACUUGAAGAACCAAAACCAAUUAUACUGUAUGAUAAAAAAGAUGAAAGCCUUGCUUUAUCUAAUCGUAACAAAAUUAAACUACCUUUUAUUGGAAAAAUGCCAUUUGCUAAACCUAUAUUAAAGAAAACAAAUUCAUGUGCAAAAGAUAUACCCAAUUUUACUAUAGAAUGUACAACUGAUGUUCCUAAAGAUAAUUGUAUGGAUACUGUGGCUAUUCAAAAAAUGUUAACAGAAAAAAUAAUUAAUACAGGAAAUGAAAAAAAGAUUGAAAAGCAAAUACUGCCAGUUGAUAUGGAUAUUGAUGAUGAAAAUGAAAAUAAUGAUGGUAUUUUUAGUUCUGAAACAAAUUCUGUUGUAUCACAAUUAAACACAAUUCAAUCAGGAAAUCAAAUGCAACAAAUGUAUAAUCAACCACACACUACUAAUACUUUACCUCAAGAUUUAAACACUGCAUUAAACAUGAUUUUUCCCUGCAGUGAUACUUCUGCUGUACCUUUGAUAAACUCAUCAAUUAAUCCUGAAGUACAUAAUACAUUGAUUCACCAUCCAUUCAAUAUGACUUAUGAUCUUGUAAAUAAUGUAAAUAUUUUACCUGAGAGAAAAAAAAAGAAAAAUGCUCCAUCACAAAGAAAACGUAGACAUUUGAAAAAAAUGAUGGGUAAAGAAGAAUCUAAUAAAGAUGAUGAUGAUGAUGAUGAUGAUGAUGACGACGAUGAUAAUAAUAAAUUGGAAAUCCCAAAUAUUCAGGGAACAAAAGAAGAAUAUAUAAGGAAAACAAAUAGCAAUGAAUCUGAGGGAGAUGAGCUUGCUAUGCUUGGUAUUGAUGCUGAAGACAUGGCUGCCCAAUAUUAUUAAUUUACAUUAAGCUUGUAAUAUAAUUUUAUCAAAUAACAUGAAUUUUAUUUUUAGUAUUUUAUGUUCUUUCAUGUACAUAUAAUACUUUUUUUAAAAUUAUUUUCCUUAACUAAAUACUUUGAAUUUCCUAUGUAUUUCAUGAAUAUUUUGUUAAAUCAAAUGUACAGAUGAACUUCAGAUAUUAAGUAUAAUAUUUAGGUUUGUACAAAUAUUUAAUGAUUACUGUUAAUAAAAUCUAAAAUCUAAGCAAACUCUAACCCCAAACAUAAAUGAAAUCUAGCUAACUGAUAAAUACAAUUCAUGAUGUAAAUUUUAGAUACAUUUUAUUGUUUAUCUUUUUAGUUGGAUAUUAUGAUCAUAAAUGUAAAGAUCAAGUUUUCUCACAAAGUAUCUACCUAUCAAUUAUCCUACUUAAACAAAGGAUUUGGUGUCAUUAUUGAAUCAAAUUAAAUUUAUUUGUUGGAAGGGAGAAGCUAUUAGUGAUUUGAAUUUUUUUUCUCAUUUAUUUUAUUUGGUUAAGAAAGAACCAUUCUUCUAGAGCAAUUGACAGUUCCAGGGUGGAUAUCGAACAUUUUUUAACUUUCUCCAAAGAUUUUAAUAGAUAUCAUGUAUACCUUGGUAAUUGGAUCAAUAAAGUUAUUAUUGACAGUUA
Sipha flava (yellow sugarcane aphid) is the source of this 4958-nucleotide messenger RNA. RefSeq lists its product as uncharacterized. Gene Ontology annotation, cellular component: nucleoplasm. The transcript has 12 exons. Lineage: Eukaryota; Metazoa; Arthropoda; Insecta; Hemiptera; Aphididae. Gene Ontology annotation, biological process: positive regulation of DNA-templated transcription; negative regulation of DNA-templated transcription. Gene Ontology annotation, molecular function: nucleic acid binding; zinc ion binding. The record is from RefSeq and is a predicted model, not a curated record. The coding region runs from base 365 to 4306 and encodes 1313 amino acids.